Pleuronectes platessa (European plaice) is the source of this 3671-nucleotide messenger RNA. RefSeq names its product sushi domain containing 6 (gene susd6). Bases 219 to 1385 code for a protein of 388 amino acids. The transcript has 7 exons. NCBI's taxonomy places the organism in Eukaryota, Metazoa, Chordata, Actinopteri, Pleuronectiformes, Pleuronectidae. The record is from RefSeq and is a predicted model, not a curated record.
AGGAGCCGAGCGAGGACCAGGGGCGAGCGGAGCGACGAGCAGGAAACACACUCACGUCCCCCCGGUGUUUGACGCACCGACCGUCUCCUCCCCCCCCCGGGCUGUCUCCGCUCCCGAAACACGCGUUAAUGUCCCGAAUGUGAACGACGGAGAAGGAGCUGCUCACCCUUCGCGUUGGUUAAGCCGUAGAGGACUCUCGCUGGUCGCCGGAGGAAAAGAUGUGCGAUGGAAUGGUAGCGUUUCAGACGAGAGCCCCAUCCUCCUCUUCUUCCUCCACCUCCUCACGAGCCCACAGGCUGGCUGCCUCCGCUCUUCUCCUCCUCUUCACCCUGCUCCCUCAUGGUCACGCAUCAGGUUGUGUGCAGCCUCCUGGUGUGCAGCACGGAGACCUGCUGAACCAGACCGAAGCCAACAGGGGCUCCUUCCCCCCGGGCACCUUGCUGACCUAUGGCUGUGAGCCCGGCUUCACGGCAGAUGGACCCACCACUAUCAUUUGUACCAGUUCUGGAGCCUGGUCCCAGCAGCCACCACGCUGCCUCAGAAGCUUCGUGUGCUCACCCCCCACUGAACCAGAGAACGGUGGCUACCGCUGUCACCCGUCUCCCUGCCCCCGCCUCACCCAGAAGACGGUCAUCGAGUACUUCUGCGACGAGGGCUACGCUCUGAAAGGAGACUACAAGUUCCUCACCUGCCAGAACGGAGAGUGGGACGCCCCCAUGCAGAUCAGCUGCCGACUGACGCAAGACAAAGAGCCGAGCUCGCCGCUGGGUAUACCGGCUCUGUCCAUCGUGGCAUCCACAGCUAGCUCGGUGGCUCUCAUCCUGCUUUUAGUGGUGCUGUUUGUUCUUGUACAGCCAAAACUCAAGUCCUUCCAUCACAGCAGGAGGGAGCAGGGAGUCUCAGGCCAGAGCUCCUCCAUCAUGGUGGAGGGCGUGCAGGUGACCCUUCCCUCCUACGAAGAGGCUGUAUAUGGAAACGGUGGACCAUGCACUGCAUCAGGUCCUCCACCUUCUCCGCCACCUCCUCCGGCUCCUCCGGAGACUCGAGUGCCCAUCGUGCUCUCUGAGGGGCUUCCUCAGGGGGCCACUGGAGGCCAAGGCUCCAGCAGAACCCGCCACCACAGAGACUUAGACUUCUGUCUGCCAUCCACCUCCUCCUCCUUCUCCUCCCGCCGCCAUGCAGAGACAGUGCUGGUUCACCAGGCCCCCUCUUCAUCGUCAUCCUCCUCUUCUUCAUCAUCAUGGGUUAGAGAGCACCCUGGGGGUGCAUGCGCAGGCCCCCUCCCUCUCCGUAGAGACUCUGAGAGCAGCGACCAGAACAGUCUGCUUUCUGUGACCUCUGCGGAUGACUUUUCCGAUGAUAUCCCCCUGCUGAAGGAAGCAUGAAGCCUGCCAGGCGGCUCUCGGCCUCAGCAGCGGAGCCCCUCGUUCUCUCUCGCUCUCUCUCUCUCUCUCUCUCUCUCUCUCCCACUGCUGACUGGAACUGACUGUGGCUGACAACCUACCAUCCCCACAACGCAGUGACAAAGACUCAAACUAUGCUCAUUACCCCUCCCCCCCCCCAUCGCAACCUCUUCUACCAAUGCUACCCAUGCAGAGCAAAGCCAACAACAACCAACAGUCACUUCACCCCGAGCGGUGACGGAGCAGCACUGGAAUCAGCAACUGGAUCAAACUACAGACAAAUAAAAGUGACUGUAGUUCAACAUGAAUUCUGUAGAUCCUGUGUAUAUGAGUACAACAUGCAUACCGAGUCAUGGUUGUGUCCUUGAGGCUGUGUAUCACAAUACACUUGCCUCCUCCCAGGUGUAAUUAUCAAUAUCAACAUUGCUCGCGAUCCAGACGUGUCGACUCAAUCCGGGUUUACUGCAGAUAUAUAUAAAUAUGUUAUUAAAAGAAAACUUGAGAUGUUCGCUCCUGAGGCUGAAGGCGCUCAGACUCAGAAUCGUCUUCCCGCUGUACUUGAAAAGUUGUGAGUGACGGGGCUGGGUUGUUGUUUUUCUGUUUGCGGCCCUCUUCGGUGAAUGCUGCAUGUUGUUUUGAGUCGUCGCUGUCACGGUCUGAACGAAGCAUGACGCCUCCUCCGUCUCUCUCUGUAGCUUAUCUGUGCACCCGGUCGGCAGGCAAGCAUUAUGGAUUAGUGGGGAUUCUUCUCUGUUGCCGGAUGCAGCCAGUGUCUGGAGGGUGCCGCCGCGGCUGCAUGAGUGGGAUUGAUCUGUGUUUUGGUUCCAGGGCUGUGCAUUUAAAAGAGAGGGAGACACGAUGUCACAUUUUAGUUUUGGGAGCUGAGGAGAAAAGGACGUGUGUGAACUUGGUGACCUGACACAUGACUAAACCUAAAGGUUGUUUGUGUUUAUUUCCCCCCCCACCCCCCACUGUAUUUAUUGUUUGGUGUGUGGCUCCAUUUUGAGUUGUGUGUCUGUGUGUGUCUGUGUGUGCGUGAGACGACGUAUGUCCUCUUAUGGUCGUACUCGAUGCUGCCGCUUCCUGAUUUGCCUCUCGUCACACCAGAGGACGGCUUCACAACGUCCCCGUCUUUUCACCACAGAAAGAAAAUCCCGCCCAGCAUUGAAUAAAGUCAUACGAACAAACCAGCGUCUCUUCAGGCAACAUGUCCGCUACACAACGUGUGUAUUAUUCAUGUGCUCUCGAAACUAGAAUAUUUAUCGUUUUGUGCUGACUGGCCUGAACGUCUCCGUAGAGGAACACGCCCGACUUCACACUGAGCUGAAGACUCUGUCUCCACUUCUGUGCACCAUCGACACCACUGCAACUGGUUGCGGUGAAAAAUUAUUAAUAAUAAUGGAAGUUUUGCCAUUAUGGCAGCCCCCCUCCCCCCUGCACCACCACCACAUACUUUCAUGUCAUUGUGAAAGGAGUCGCCCUCACUUGAAAAGCUUUCGGUGGUCGAGCUGGUCACUGUGGGAGCAGCAUGACUCAGAUGGAUCCUGAGAAUCACUUUUUGAGCUUUAAAAAAACCUCAACAACUGGUCUGAGUUUCCGUUCUCGACUUUAUUUUUAAAUCCGUGGCUCCGUUAUUCAUGCAAGCAGAAUGUUGCCUUAGACUUGUACAUGUUCUUUUUUUUUUUCUUUUCUUUUGUUUCAAGUGUAUAAUCGUAAGCCUCUGCGUUGGUUGCUUUUACAAAACUGCAAAGUGUUCUGUUUCUUUCCAAUGGCCUUACUCUGUUUUUUCUAUUCUAUGCAUAAAACUGUCUUUGUGUAUUUAUCGAUGAGUUUUACUUCUGUUGUGGACACGACUAAACGAAUGUCCGUCCUUCUUUAUCCUCCCCCUAGCGUUUCCAGCUACUGUGAUGAUGAUGGUGGUGAUGAUGGUGAUGAUGAUGAUGAACCUAUGAGCGCCUAUGUUUCACUCUUCCUUUGCUUCUCUUUUGCUACAAGGCAUUACAAAUAUUAUGGGAUUGAAAAGAAAGGAAAGGAAACACAAAUUAACCUUGCGUUCAGAAGCACUGUUGUACGGUGUUGCGUCCCUGAAAAUCACAGGUUAAACAAAGUACACAUCCUGAUUCUUAAGUUUCAACACUUUCAGCUUUGGUUUCUCCUCUGUACAUGGCAGUGGGUGUGAAGAUAGUAAUUUAAUAUUUGUAUAAAGUUUAAUUUAAUUUUACAGUGUGUAUAUAACUUUCUAAUUAAAGCUUUCUUUUGAAUGUGGAA